Dendronephthya gigantea is the source of this 2080-nucleotide messenger RNA. RefSeq names its product coiled-coil domain-containing protein 62-like. Lineage: Eukaryota; Metazoa; Cnidaria; Anthozoa; Malacalcyonacea; Nephtheidae. The transcript has 20 exons. Bases 264 to 2054 code for a protein of 596 amino acids. The record is from RefSeq and is a predicted model, not a curated record.
CUAAUGAUAAGAGCCGCGCCUGGGUUAUCUGUACAGUAGGAAAAAAAUUCGGCGCCAAACAACUUUGUAAACAUUUGUUGUCCAGUGAAUUGAUAAUUCUUUGUUUAUGUUAUGAAAUAUUGCUGAUUUUCCUCGUAGAAACCAUCACUUUACUAUAUCAAUCAACGAUAUCUGCCGGCUUUUAUUCACCGGUCAAGCUAAAACCUUGAAAAUAUAUUGUAGAGGUAAAAAGAUCAAUUUCUGUCCCAAUUUGGAAUCGGGUCAUGGAAGGCGGUAAAUACAACGGCGUCCUUUCUGGGAAGAGUUUUGACAUUUCAGGCCGAAAACGCGAUCAACCACACUCUGGAGUGACCUCAUCUUAUCAACCAACAUCAUAUUACCAAAGCACUCCAAAAGUAAAGAGUUCACUGUCAAGUCCAGUGUCACUGAUGAAUGGUUCAAUGACGCGAUCACCAUCAUCUGCCAGCCGAUCACCAUCCAGUGUUGGCAGGAGAUCAGCCAGUCCUUUGCAAACAAGCUCAGUAACUCCGACCCAAUUGCAUCAUGGGACAUCAACUUCCCCAAGACAGCUGUUGGACUUGGAUACAGACACUGUUCAAAAACAGCGUAGAGAACUUCAGCUGCUUAUUGUAGAGUUAAAAGACAGAGACAGAGAGCUCAAUGAUAUGGUACAAGCGCAUCAAAAGCAUCUCCAGUCCUGGGAUGAAGACAGACAGCGGAUUCUUGCAUUGGAAAGAAGAUGUGCGAGACUGGAAGGAGAGUUAAAGUCCAGAAAUGAACAAUGCAAAGCAUUGACUGCGAGGUUGAAAUCGUCAGAAACUGAUGAGACAAACAAGCGAAAAGAAUUAGAGGCGACUGUGGAGCGACUGAAGGAAAUCACAGAGGAAGCUGAAUUUGCUACUGAAAAACUUCAAGAUUUAGAGGAUAAAAAUACAAACCUGAGUGAUUCCUUGCGAGAACUUUCAAAUAAUCUUGGACAACUGCAAGCUAGAGAACAGGAGCUUCUGACUAAGAUUAAAUUAAAGGAGAAUGACAUCACUGAAGCCAACAUUCGUAUAGGAGAAUUUCAACAGAAAACGAGAAGACUUGAAAACGCCGUUCAGGAAUGCCAGACACAUGAGAAAAUCAUGAAAGCAGAAAGAGAUCAGUUCAGGGAUCAACUGAACGCAACAAAACAUGAAGUUGAAAACUUGCGAGGUGAAAUGAGUAAGCAGUUCAGUGAUGCUGAUGACUUGCAGUCAGAGUUGGCUCAGUCCAAACAAGAAGUUCUUGUGUUACAAAAAGAAGUAUUUCUCUCAGGCGAGCGUGAAAAACGCAAGGAUCAAUUGCUGGAACUGCAGAAAUCCAAACAAGAACGAAGUGACUCUGAACUUCAACAUUUAAGACAAAUAUGUGAACGACAGCAACGAGAUAUCUCAUACAUGCAAAUGCACCUUCAAACUUCACAAGAGUCGUUUCUUAAGAGUGAAACUAAAGAUCAAGAAAGAUUGUUCGACCAUGCAACGAUUAAUAAUCACCCGGAAUGGUUGAACACUUCCACUGGAAAUAUUUCACACGAUAGCACGCAUGGCUUUCCAUCAAGACAAACAUCUCCACUCAAAGAGACAGCACGAGAUUUCACCAACCUUUCAUUAAAAGAUCUUGAGUACGACCUCGAUGGUCCAUUGUCGUAUUUCCCCGAAACAAAAUCGCAUUCAUCCACAGCGAAUUCUGAUGGCCACUCCAAUGAACAAGUCCAUCGUAAAAUAGGAUCUCCCGAACUGACUUCAGAGAGUGAGCAAUACUUUCCCUUACCGUCAUUUCCCGGCGUACAAAUCUUUCCAAUGACAAGUUUCGCUGAUCCAAACCUUAUGACAAACACUCAAAAUGGAGAUGUCACUGGCCAACCACAAGACGAAAAUUCACCAACAAGCAAACUACAUCGAUUACUGGCAGAGUCUCGUCAAAUGGUACAAAAUCUUGAACAAAGCACCAUUACGACACCACCUACGGGUUCUGCUGCAGAGAGUUCUGGGAAACUGUCACCAUCAACAACUAGCCCAAACACAGAAUGAUAUUAACUGCUAAUCAACCUUAGAUU